GCAGGGGUCGGACACGGAAGAGCCGGAAAUCGCACAGCAAGGUUCAAUUGACAUGGAGAGUAUGUACUUCCGAACCAAAGCCUUGUUGGACCAACGAGAGGAGCAGCAAUCACAACUUGAGGAACAGAUGGAGAGCGCCUUGCGCGCGAAGGCCUUCCUCGAGGCCGAGAUCUUUCGACAGCAAGGGCUGAACGCCUCGUUGAAGGCCCAGCUUUCUGAAGCCAAGUUCGAGCUGCUUCGAGGUCGCGAGGAUGCCUUGGAGGUGACGUCAAAGUUGGAAGACAUGGAGGCGACGCUGAGGGACCAGGACGGGGAGAAGCAGAAAUUGCAGCAGGAAGUGCAGAGCUCCAAGGGCGAAUCGGAGCGGCUGCGUGCAAUGUUGAGGCUGUGUACAGAACGAAGCCAAGCCAGAGAAGGAAAGAUGAAGACAUUUAUCAAAGAACUGGCCCAAAAGCAUGAGCAAACCAAAGCUGUGCUUUCAAAGUCCCAACAUCGUGAGUUGGAGCUUCAAGCGCAGAUUGCAGAAGUCCAGAGUGCCCAUGUAUCUUUGCAAGACCAGUUGUCCAAGCAGCAGGCAGAGAAUGCCAGUCUGAAGGAAGAUCUGCAAGGGGUGAAAGCAGAGGAUUCCUUGAGGACAUCCCAGGAAUUGCAAAGCUACAAAGACGAAGUGGAGCGCUUGAGUGCGAAGUUGAAGCAAUGCGCAGAGCACGGCAAGGGCUCAAAUGAAACCUUGGAGGAAUCUAUGGCAGAACUUGCACAGAAGCAUGAGCAAACCAAAGCUGUGCUUUCAAAGUCCCAACAUCGUGAGUUGGAGCUUCAAGCGCAGAUUGCAGAAGUCCAGAGUGCCCAUGUAUCUUUGCAAGACCAGUUGUCCAAGCAGCAGGCAGAGAAUGCCAGUCUGAAGGAAGAUCUGCAAGGGGUGAAAGCAGAGGAUUCCUUGAGGACAUCCCAGGAAUUGCAAAGCUACAAAGACGAAGUGGAGCGCUUGAGUGCGAAGUUGAAGCAAUGCGCAGAGCACGGCAAGGGCUCAAAGGAAACCUUGGAGAAAUCUAUGGCAGAACUUGCACAGAAGCAUGAGCAAACCAAAGCUGUGCUUUCAAAGUCCCAACAUCGUGAGUUGGAGCUUCAAGCGCAGAUUGCAGAAGUCCAGAGUGCCCAUGUAUCUUUGCAAGACCAGUUGUCCAAGCAGCAGGCAGAGAAUGCCAGUCUGAAGGAAGAUCUGCAAGGAGUGAAAGCAGAGGAUUCCUUGAGGACAUCCCAGGAAUUGCAAAGCUACAAAGACGAAGUGGAGCGCUUGAGUGCGAAGUUGAAGCAAUGCGCAGAGCACGGCAAGGGCUCAAAGGAAACCUUGGAGAAAUCUAUGGCAGAACUUGCGCAGAAGCAUGAGCAAACCAAAGCUGUGCUUUCAAAGUCCCAACAUCGUGAGUUGGAGCUUCAAGCGCAGAUUGCAGAAGUCCAGAGUGCCCAUGAAUUGCAAAGCUACAAAGACGAAGUGGAGCGCUUGAGUGCGAAGUUGAAGCAAUGCGCAGAGCACAGCAAGGGCUCAAAGGAAACCUUGGAGAAAUCUAUGGCAGAACUUGCACAGAAGCAUGAGCAAACCAAAUCUGCGCUUUCAAAGUCCCAACAUCGUGAGUUGGAGCUUCAAGCGCAGAUUGCAGAAGUCCAGAGUGCCCAUGUAUCUUUGCAAGACCAGUUGUCCAAGCAGCAGGCAGAGAAUGCCAGUCUGAAGGAAGAUCUGCAAGGGGUGAAAGCAGAGGAUUCCUUGAGGACAUUCCAGGAAUUGCAAAGCUACAAAGACGAAGUGGAGCGCUUGAGUGCGAAGUUGAAGCAAUGCGCAGAGCACGGCAAGGGCUCAAAGGAAACCUUGGAGAAAUCUAUGGCAGAACUUGCACAGAAGCAUGAGCAAACCAAAGCUGUGCUUUCAAAGUCCCAACAUCGUGAGUUGGAGCUUCAAGCGCAGAUUGCAGAAGUCCAGAGUGCCCAUGUAUCUUUGCAAGACCAGUUGUCCAAGCAGCAGGCAGAGAAUGAUGAUCUGAAAAAGUUGCAGCUUGCGGAGGCAGAGGAAGCUUCCAAGUUGCAAGAGAUGGUGAUUCAGAAGGACCAGGUGCUGUCGACGCUGGGCCAAAGCCUGGAGCAGAAAAGUGUGCAACUGAAGGCAGUUGGGAAACAACUCGACAAGGUGCUUCGCAAGGCUCAGCGGACAGAGAAAGACCUGGCGACCGCGGAGGAGCUGACGAAGCAGAGCGCCUUGACCAGCUUCAUCCUCUAUGUGGCCUUGGUGGCCCGAAAUCUCUACAUCCACGGCCGCUGGGUCUAUGAAGAGGAGCUACGACAAGGGCUGCAGCAGGGGCAAGAGGAGCUCUUGUCCGUCCGUGCCUCCUCGCGAAUGGAACGGGAAGCCUUGGUGCACGAGGCGAAGACGCAUCAAGCGAAGCAAAAGGAGAGGAUUGCACUGCUCCAGGCCAAGACGUGCGAACUGAAAGAUCAAGUGGCGAAGGCUCAACAGCAGAAGGAUGCAGUGCAGCACGAAGCCAUGGAGUUGACGGCUCGCUGCUCGAAGUUGGAAGGUGACGUGUCUUGCUACACAGCUCGGUAUGCUGCAAUCGAAUUCAAAUUGCAUGCAGCGCAAAGCGACGCCCUCCAAAACGCCGAGGCUGCAGAGUUGGAACGCCAGAAGCUGCAAGAAGAUCUAAGUGACUACCAGGGAAAGACUCGCAUGUUGCGGCAGGAUUUGGAGAAGGCGGAGCUACGAUUGCAAGAGGCUGAGCAGCACGCCGCCCUUGCAGCAAGCGAACAUCGGAAUUUGAACCAAGAACUGCAUGAUGCCAAGAGCAAAGAGUCCAUUUUGGAGACGGCAUUGACCAGUCAGCGAGCCGAAAAUCUCGCACUACAGCAAGAUUUGGAACAGGCUGAAGCUCGAUCUGUGGAGCUUCAGAGCGAUUUGAUGAGAAGCGCCGGGGAGGUUCAACAAGCGAAGCAGGAGUUCUCCCAGCAGCAAGCCGAACAUCUCGCACUUCAGCACGACCUGACUCAGGCUGAAGCGCAGCUGCGAGCUGCUGAAGGACUGCUGGCGAAGAGCGAUCUCGAGUGCUACGGGUUGAAAGACGACAUACGCUAUUUGCAGCAGAACCUGAAGCAGGUGAAGGAUAUGAACUCCAGUCUGAAGAUGAGCGUGGAGACGCUUCAGAAGCAGAAAACGAUGAUCGAAGAGGAACUCCAAAAGACAUCCCAAGUGCUUCACGAGAAGAUGGAAGCAUUGGAGGCUGAGAGGAUGAAGCUGUCAGCUGAGCAGUCCGCCAGCGCCCAGCUGCAGCGUUCCCUGCGCCGGGAGCAGCGCAGAGGCCGAACCGCGCAGGCGCUGCAGGCGGCGUUGCGGCAGCGCCUGGAGGCUGCACACAGCCAGGGUGAUCGCGCGCGGAAUGAGUUGAGGGAAGUGCGAGGCUGGGCCGAGUCCUUGGAAGAGACGGUCUCCAAGAUGCAGCAGUGCGUUGAUCAAUUUGGCAUGGAAGCCUUGAUGGAUUUGCCCACGACAUCUCAAAGUUCUCAGGAAGGUCCAGCUCUGGAUGCUUCGGAGGCGCAAACUCCGUGCCCGAUGAUCGCGCUGUCCGGUUCUCCCGGCGACGUCGCGACACCGGUGACGGGAGAGAUCUUGAGCGUGCCGACGCCUCAUCGGAGAGGUCGACAAUGGAGCCUGACCCCGGUGCGACGACAUCACCUCGCUGCCUGACAAUUCAGAAAAGACACGGUGACAUU
Molecule: messenger RNA, 3753 nt
Organism: Cladocopium goreaui
Lineage: Eukaryota; Dinophyceae; Suessiales; Symbiodiniaceae
Source: the annotation of a GenBank genome assembly